AUGCGAAUGGACCUCUCAGCCCAGUCCCACAUUGAUCAGAGGAUCAGGGAAAGAGAUAAUGUGAAGGGAGAGUUAUCUAAUCGGAAAAUAAUUUUUACUGCACCUUUACUGAUUGGCUCAGAAGAGGAUAAAGUCCGUGUAAUGAUCAAUACUGGUCUGAACCUCUUCUGGGUGCCAACUCGUAAUUGUGACUACUACAGCAGCUACAAGCGAGACACAAUAUAUGAAAUACGUCAGUGUGACUUUGCCGGUGUUUACCUUCCCUCCGACCUGUCUUCGUUUAGAAACACUAGUGACGUAUUCCAAUGGUGGUAUACCGGCAAUUAUAAUGGUGCUUGGGGAUACUACGGUACUGAUAAGGUUCAGUAUGGAAAUUACUCAGGAAAUAUAACCUUCGGGAUUGCUAGUGAAGCUGACUAUAUUGGUGAUCUUGGCUUGGGUUUCCCAGAUUACCAAUAUAUGUCCCCCAAGUCGACUUUAAACGGGUCCACCUUUUUGGAACAGCUAGUGGAGAACGGAGACAUCGAAAGUAACGCGUAUUCUUUUCAAUUGGGAAUCAACAACGCUUCUGAGGGUACCCUUCUACUUGGUGCUGUUGACCAUAAUAAGUAUGAAGGAACACUCCAAAAGGUUAAAAUGGUUGACUUGUAUAAUGAUGGCUCAGAUUCUGUUCUGAUUCUACUUGAUGGAAUUCUGGGUAAGAACUUCAGUUUCGAAAUGAACAUGGCCGCUACUAUUAGUUCAGAAUAUACUGUUCUGUCUUUCCCAUAUGGUUCGUUUGAUCCCCUUAUUGAUGAAUUGAAGGCGGUUGGAAACUAUUACGGAGAAUAUAUUGUUCCCUGCAGCAUGUUGAAUCUGACUGAUCUGAUAUCUCUCUAUUUCAGUGGUAUUGAAAUUCAAGUACCAGUAAGAGAUCUUGUCUUCCAAUCGUCAUAUUAUGGUUGUAUGUUAACGUUUGAAGAAUAUGACGGACCAGCAGCUCUUGGUCAAGACAUACUCAAAAGUGCAUAUGUCGUUGUUGACUUAGACAACAAAGAAGUUGCAUUGGCUCAGGCGACGAAUUCUUCGAGCGAAGACAUCGAAGAUAUCGUGUCUGACAUCCCUCUGGCUCUGGAAGCUCCACUCUACUCGUACACAGAGGUUGCCGAGAAGUAUCAGUACCUCUCUGGUUAUGGAUGGUACAGCUUUCUGACUGACGUUUCAUCUCGGUCUUCAUAUUCCACAAAUACUGCUAGCAGGUCAGUUGAUCUUGGAAGCACAACAUAUGAGGUCUUUUAUCCAGAGGAGGCUUCCAUGUAUGACUAUUACGCCUCAUAUUAUGCGCUGGAUUAUUCCUCAGAUUCCUGGGAUAUAUCAUCAGAAACCUCAUCUGAAGUUUCGGAAACCAGCGAAGCAUCAGCGCAUUCCUCAUCAAAAAAUCCUUCAAUAUCAAAGUCGUCAUCAGAAAGCUCGUCACCGGCAUCUAGUUCGUCACCGGCAUCUAGUUCAUCACCGGCAUCUAGCUCGUCACCGGCAUCUAGCUCGUUACAGGGAUCAAACUCUUCUGCAGCUAGCAGUGCUCUGCAAACAGAAAACAAUCAACAGAGCGAUUCUGCUGAGACUACCGGAGUUUCAGUGUCCACAGAAUCGACAUCACUGGACAGUGGGUACGCCAUGAAGUGCCUGCCUUUCAUGCUUCUUAUUUUCUCCAUACUUUUGGUUUUCUAA
Sungouiella intermedia is the source of this 1707-nucleotide messenger RNA. The record is from the annotation of a GenBank genome assembly. Lineage: Eukaryota; Fungi; Ascomycota; Pichiomycetes; Serinales; Metschnikowiaceae.